Homalodisca vitripennis (glassy-winged sharpshooter) is the source of this 1109-nucleotide messenger RNA. RefSeq lists its product as uncharacterized. The record is from RefSeq and is a predicted model, not a curated record. Lineage: Eukaryota; Metazoa; Arthropoda; Insecta; Hemiptera; Cicadellidae. The transcript is spliced from 2 exons. Bases 462 to 1109 code for a protein of 215 amino acids.
CAAAUGCCAAAACAGGCUAAAUCCAAAAUUUAAAAAAGUUGAGAUAUUGAUGACAUUGAGUUCUGUAUUACCUAGGCUACAGAUUUGUCACUUCAAAAUGUUCCAAAACCAGUUAAAAACUGUUUAAAAUUAAUAUUUAAAAGUGAAGGUUGUUCCAAAAUCAGUUAUAUCCUAUAGCCAUUCGGUUCCAAAAACAGUCAUAUCUGCACAGAUGACAAUGUUCCAAAACCAGCUAUAUCAAACUACAAUAACUUACAAUGUUUCAUGUUUCUGUGUCAAAAUAAGUUAAAUCCUAAAAGACUUUUCCUAUAGGGAACUGCUGAUCAUUUUCCUUCUGAAUUAAUUGUUUAUUUUGUUGGCUAAUUUUAAAUUUCAAAGGCUAAAAUAGUGUUAUAAGAAGCAAUAGCACUCAAUUAUUUAACAUUAUUUUAAAAGCUCCUGAUUUGUUGUGUGUCAUAAACAUGGAGGCUGAACAUACAGGAGGUAUUUUAGAAGGUAGUGAAGGCGUUGGUAUUGAUAUUAUAAAUGCUGAAGUUGUAAUUGUUCAACAAGAAAAUGUCAAUAUAAUGGACAUAACAGUGGAAACUCCACAAAAUGUGGAACAAGUAGAGUUGGUAGAAGAGAUGCCUGGCCCUUUGGCAAAGAAAAGGAAGAAAAACGAAAGAGCAUGGAAGAAAACUGUUGCAAAAGUUGCUAGACACCGCCCGAAGGGAUUUCCACAGAUGCCUAGUUGUAAACAUUCGGCCAAAAGUAAGUACCGCUGCGCAGAACUUUCCCUGCAGGAUGUUAGAAAGAUACAUCAGCAAUACUAUAAAGACGCUGACCUUCAAUCAAAGAAGAAUUUUAUUCUUCAGCACGUCAUUGUUUCCUCAGCAAAAAGGACUCGUCUUCCAGAAGGUAUCAAAUCAAAAAGAAAUGUAAGUACUGACUUUUUCUUACCUAAAAUGAGGAACAACAAAACUGAGAAUGUUAAAGUAUGUCGGGCAGCACUACUUACAAUUUUGCAAGAGAGUAAAAACCGAGUGCAAUUGAUUUGCAAAAAGUACCUGGAAACAGGCGUCGUACCUUUGGAGACUCGUGGAGGAGCACGCCAAGUUGAUAAAAUAUAA